This is a messenger RNA of Solenopsis invicta (red fire ant), 4655 nucleotides long. Its product is annotated as facilitated trehalose transporter Tret1. The coding region runs from base 391 to 2028 and encodes 545 amino acids. The transcript has 9 exons. Gene Ontology annotation, cellular component: membrane. Gene Ontology annotation, biological process: transmembrane transport. Gene Ontology annotation, molecular function: transmembrane transporter activity. The record is from RefSeq and is a predicted model, not a curated record. Lineage: Eukaryota; Metazoa; Arthropoda; Insecta; Hymenoptera; Formicidae.
AGCCGCCGAGCAGGGAGACCCGGUCGUACGCUCGCCGGUCGAUCCGAAUCGCGCGUUGCCGCUGUGCUCUUGCUCUUUCCGUCAUCGACACGAGAGAGAAAGCUCCUGCUGGCGCCGGACGAGUCUCUCCGAGUCUCUCCGUUUUCCCCGAAGCCAGCUUUUUCCCCGUUCCCUGCCCCUCGCAAACGGCGCUUGAGAAAGGAUCGAUUUCCGAAGCCGCCUGGGGAGACUAUAAAAUGUUGGCCAACGUCGGGCAGAGUUGACGAGAACCUAUUCGUAGGGCACCGCCUACUUGACUAGCGCUAACCAGCAGGAAGAAGAAGAAGUAUACAUACGGACCCGCGUGUUGACCGAUAGCAGUCUAGUUCUCUCUGAGAACAAAGAAGCACGAUGGAUCCUUAUUCAUUAAGCGUGGAGCGGGAGGCAUCGAAGAACAUCGAGGAGAACGAGCGAGAGUGCUUUAAAGAUGCGAUCGUCUCGAGCCGCAGCCUCAACAAAGGUUUCGUCGAGCCGACGAAGCUUAGAAAUGCCCUUCGAGAGAUCGCUGCCUGCAUCAUCGCAGCGACUUUCCACAUAGCGGUGGGCUUCACCAUGGCAUAUUCAGCGACUCUCAUUCCUCAUCUCGAGAAGGAAGACGCGGAGCUGCAUGCCACGCAGGAGCAAACUUCCUGGAUGGCCAGUCUGGGCGUCGUGAGCGCGCCGAUUGGCGCCUUGUUAGGAGGCUUCCUGAUGGAGACGUUUGGUCGAGUGAAAACUCUACAGAUCGGUGCGCUUCCCACUGUGAUCGGUUGGAUUCUCAUCGCCAUAUCGACCAAUAUACCAAUGCUGCUGGUCGGUCGUUUGUUAACCGGACUGGCGACCGCUCUCGCGACCUCGCCAGCAAUCGUCUACAUCACCGAGGUAGCCAGGCCGGAACUGCGCGGCUCCUUGAUCUCCUUUGGACCGACGCUGGCGUCAUUCGGCAUGGUGCUAUGUUAUUUAAAGGGCGCUUACCUGCCGUGGCGGACGGUCGCCUGGAUCACUCUCAUCUACGGGAUUGUGCCCGUCGGCCUGGUGCAGUUCUUGGUACCAGAAUCGCCCGUUUGGCUCGUCUCAAAGGGCCGUCUCGAUGACGCCAAGAAAUCUCUGGCAUGGCUUUACAAAAACCAGACAUCGGAGGAGGGUAAGACGUCUGUUGCCGAGGUGCAAUUUAUCAAUAUUAUGAAGGAGAACGAAAUAAAAUUGAGCGAGCAACGGCGGAGCAAAUACGGCAACACGUCGCAUAAAUGGCGGGGAUUUCUCAAACCGACCGGGUGGAAACCCAUGGCGAUACUCUUCCUGUUUUUCUCGUUUCAGCAGUUCUCCGGAAUUUACAUCACACUGUUCUAUGCAGUGACUUGGUUCCAAGAAGUAGGUGCGGGCGUGGAUGAAUACAUAGCGUCGAUUUUGGUGGGUCUGACGCGUUUCCUGUGCUCCAUGGUUAACACUUGGCUAUUGAGGCGAUUUAGGAGACGACCAUUGUGCAUAAUAUCGGCCUUCGGGAUGGCUCUGUGCAUGAUCGUCUCCGGUUACUUCACGCUGAACAUCAAGAAUGGCGAUCGUAGCGGAUACUGGGUACCGGUGGCUUGCCUGUUGUUUUACGUGUGCACGUCCAUGGUCGGGAUGUUGACCAUCCCAUGGACUAUGACGGCGGAAUUGUUCCCAACGGAAAUCCGCGGAAUUGCCCAUUCCAUCAGUUAUUCCAUAGCGAAUCUGCUAAUGUUCGCCGCUUUGCAGAGCUAUAGAAGUUUACAAGCUUUCUUGGGAGGUUCAUAUGCGGUGCAGUAUUUCUUUGCCGGCGUUUCCGUGGGGGCGGCUAUCUUUGUGUGGCUACUGUUGCCAGAGACACACGGGAAGAAGCUGUCAGAGAUCGAGGAGUACUUCCACAACAAUUUUCUGGCUUUGGGAGCGGAAGCUAGGGACAAGCGAAGACGACAAGCCGCGAGGGCUCAGCAAAAGAAAUCGCGGGCUACCGAGCCACUCAAUCCAAAACCUAUGCAAAACGUUUAAGCUUUUUCUCUUAUUUUUCUCUUCGUUCUUUUAGCGUGACCUGCGAAUUUUGUAUGAACGCAGAGUUCGAAUUACCUCGGAGAAAGUAAUCGAAAUAUUAGAAGGUAUCUAAAUCAUACAAUUUUAGUCACAAUUCUUAUACGAUAAAUUUUCUAACUAUAUGCGCUAAAUAACACGUAUGAAAUUUAGUUACGCAAAAUGCCGUUUUGAUACGAUGAUAUAAUUAAAAUAAGUAAAAUUUUUUUGUUCGACGUGAAUCGCAUCUGGCGGGACAAUCGACGGGAAUAUUCGGAGGAGUGUACAGCUUUACAAACGGGACAAUAAAUGAAGUGCGAAGAAAUUAAGUUCGAAACUAAAUCUUAGUUUCGAACGUAAUCUCGCGCCGCGUUGUUUUCAUUUAUUCUCACUUAUUGUUAAAUUUAGAGUUGAUCUAACACUUACCAGUUACGCGCGCCAUUAUCGUAAAUAUAUAAUACGUAUACGAUAAAAGCAAAGGCGAACGAAAAAUGUUUGUUCGAUAUUCCGCUUCUUGUCGGAGAGGUGAUAAGACACGUCGAGAUAUAUUAUUCAUGUAACGUUAACAAUAAUGAGAGAGAAAGAGAGAGAGAAAAGAAAAAAAGGAGAUAUUUCGCGCGGAGAAUAACGCGAGACACUUGUGUUUUGCAAAAAAUUAAUAUAUGCUCCGCGCGAGAAAGUCCAAGCAUAGUGCCUCUACAAUUUUCCUUUUUUUUUUUACGAGAAUUUCGCAUGAGGAUUAUCGUUACAGUAUUAUGUUGAUCUGAUGUCGCGUAAUUAUUAUCACAAACUCGAUCGCGAGAAGGAUUCUCCGCUUUGUCCGAUUCUGUUUCUCGAUUUCGCCGCAAUUUUAUUUCGAUAGCGUAACGGCGAGAUCCCGAGAAGGGACGAAACAAUUUACAAACAUCUACAUACAUGAUUUUAAAAUGUGAAAAUUUAACAAAUUGAAUGGUCACGUAACGAAUGCUCGAAUGUCAUAAUAGAAUAGGAUAAAUUAAUUGCACAGUAAUUGUAGCGUUAAAGCUUUAUCUCGUGAAAGUACAGAAGUAGGUUUGUGAUAACUUUUUCUUCUCAGUGAACAACUUCGCGAACUUGUUGCGAUCGAGAUUUAUUAAGCGGAUAAUCCAUUCGCGUGUGACCCCGUUUACUUACGACCGAUACUUAGAUCGUUCAAGGAAUAUUUAGUUUAGCGUCAUUAAGAACCAUUUAGACGGAGCGAAAUAGUGUUCGAUAAAAUAUCACGGUGGUCGCAAAAGUCAUUACAGAAUUUAAAACGUUCAUAUUUCAUUCAUCGCAAUAUCGUGCAGACUCUUCAACGACAUCAGUACAAAUGCAUUUGUCACUCACGUGUCAACGAUCAGAGGUGUAAUUAAAAAAACAACUAAAUUGUAAUAAAAUAGUAAUUCAAUAAAUUGGUACGUGAAUCACAGAUGGCUUUACACGAUUUUGCAAGAUCGUUCCGUCUAAAUAGAUUUUGUAUUCCGUCUAAAUAGAUGUAAACCCGGCACUCAGUCGACAGAUCGGAAAAAUCGGCGAGCCGAGCUUAAUAUUUUUUGAAAUACAGUACGCCAUAUACAAAUGUGAUAAGUUACAAUAAGAGACAAACCUUCCACGAUUUUCGACUCAUGCCACUUUUAAUACAUGGAAAGAAUAGUUUUUCGAAGUAUCCUAAAAAUUUAGCUAGAAAAUUUUGUUGGACUAUCAAAAUCAUUAUGUAAAACUCAAGUAUGAAAAGCAAUGUUGCAAAGAAUUUUUACAUUCUUACAACUAGCUUGAACAUCCUACAUAAUUAUUGUAUGGUCUAACAAGAAUUAUUUUCAGAUCUGUAGGCAGUUAAACUUUUAGAUACUUUAGCAAAAUCGUUCCUUCUGUGUCAUCUCAUUUCUGACCAAUGACUGGGUUUCAUCGUGGGCGCUAUUCAUAGUCCGAUCUUAUUUAGGAUCACACAAGUACGAAUGAAACAUUUCAAAACGGCCAUUGCAUAAGCUGGGUGUAGACUUGAUAAAAAUUCGAUUUGAAGUUUUGAUUUUAUAUUCAAGACCCUACAAUUAGAUCAUAAUAUUAGAUUUAUUCAUUCGAUCUUUUCUGUAAGACUAUGAACAACGCCCUUUAAUUAAACGAGCGUUUCGAUAGGAAAAGAUGAACAGUUGAUGAAGAAGGAAAGCUUGAUGCAGCCAACCAUAUUGAGCCUACUUUUAUUACAUGUGAUAGUUUUUCAUUUCUUUUUUUCUUGUUUCCUGCAAAAUGGACGAGCUACUAUCUAAUUUAUCUGUAGCGAAGAAUUUCUCUUUCCGGUAUUUGUUCGCGACAAGAGCGACUUUGAAGUUCUUGCGUUUCUGUGAAUAGUUAUUCCCUUUCAUAGCGAACAAAUUCUUAUUCAAAGAUCGUGUUGUACGAGUUUCCGAAGAGCUGGCGAGAUAUUGUUGUGCAAAACACUAUGAAAACGCGAACAAGAUACCCCCACCCCGUUUCCUCCAUGUUUUGCCGCUCUUCUUCAUGUAAACACGAUAAUAUUUAGGUCGAUGUAUAUCGUUACAGCUUCUACUACAUACAAUAUACAUGAUGCCAUUGUUUAUAUUGAACAGUUUAAUAAAGCGUUUGUAAUACACACA